Messenger RNA from Striga asiatica, 483 nucleotides. The record is from the annotation of a GenBank genome assembly. Lineage: Eukaryota; Viridiplantae; Streptophyta; Magnoliopsida; Lamiales; Orobanchaceae.
AUGCUAUUAAAGCUAACAAACGAGCCCUUACUUGAUUAUUGGAGAAGUAGUGAUGUCAGUGAGCAAGCGCUAGCAAAUGCUGAGAAUACCAGAGUGCUUGAUCAUUUUGGUCAUUUUAUUCUCGACAAGAGAUUGUGGCCCGAGAUAAAGGUGACGGCCCGCGAUCAAAAUGGCAUUUAUCGGCUGUUUCCAAGAUUAUUCCAUCCGGGCUUCCUCCCCAAGAUUGCUGAAAUCUGCACAAGGAUUGCUGAAACCUCUGAUGAGAAUUUCAUUCUUGAGCUCAGGGACGCCGGCGAGGAUCUUGAGCUUCAGAAGCUCUUCGUGGAGCUCGAGCUUGGAGUGGGUGAAUUUGUCUGGAGUACCUGGGAUUUGUCGAGUGCUUCGAGGAGGGAGAGGUCGAAGGGUGCGGAGAAUGGCAAAAGUGGCGCCGGCGGAUGCGAGGCGCUUUCGUUUCUGAGGAGGAAGAAGGUCCACUGGGACUAG